This is a messenger RNA of Pteronotus mesoamericanus, 1420 nucleotides long. It is a transcript of the gene PABIR1, whose product is annotated as PP2A Aalpha (PPP2R1A) and B55A (PPP2R2A) interacting phosphatase regulator 1. The record is from RefSeq and is a predicted model, not a curated record. Gene Ontology annotation, cellular component: cytoplasm; nucleus. Lineage: Eukaryota; Metazoa; Chordata; Mammalia; Chiroptera; Mormoopidae. The transcript has a single exon. Gene Ontology annotation, biological process: mitotic G2/M transition checkpoint. Bases 125 to 988 code for a protein of 287 amino acids. Gene Ontology annotation, molecular function: protein serine/threonine phosphatase inhibitor activity.
GAUCGAGACCGCUGACAGAUUCUCGGUGGCGGUGGUGGCGGCGGCAGCGGCGGACCUGGACUGCGGGGAAUGGGAGUUCUAGCUCUCUGACUGAGCACCGCCCCGGCCCCCCUGGCCCCCCGACAUGGCUCAGGAAAAGAUGGAGCUAGAUCUGGAGCUGCCUCCGGGUACGGGCGGGAGCCCCGCGGAGGGCAGCGGCAGUGGCGGCGGCGGGGGCCUCAGGAGGUCUAACAGCGCCCCCCUUAUCCACGGCCUCAGUGACACUUCGCCGGUGUUCCAGGCCGAGGCGCCGAGCGCCAGGCGGAACAGCACAACGUUCCCGAACCGCCAUGGCCUUCUGCUACCGGCCUCCCCCGUCCGCAUGCACAGCAGCCGCUUGCACCAGAUCAAACAGGAGGAAGGCAUGGACUUGAUCAACCGAGAGACGGUCCACGAGCGCGAGGUGCAGAACGCAAUGCAGAUAAGCCACUCCUGGGAGGAAAGUUUCAGCCUGAGUGACAACGAUGUGGAGAAAUCCUCCUCCCCGAAGCGCAUCGAUUUCAUUCCGGUGUCACCAGCACCAUCUCCCACCCGGGGAAUUGGGAAGCAGUGUUUUUCACCAUCCUUGCAAAGUUUUGUGAGUAGCAACGGAUUGCCUCCAAGUCCUAUUCCCAGCCCAACGACCCGAUUUACUACUCGAAGAAGCCAGAGUCCGAUUAAUUGCAUCAGACCAAGUGUUCUUGGACCAUUGAAAAGAAAAUGUGAAAUGGAAACUGAGUAUCAGCCAAAGAGAUUUUUCCAGGGCAUCACCAACAUGCUUUCUUCUGAUGUUGCACAGCUGUCAGAGCCUGGUGUGUGUGUAUCUUCCGAUACCCUUGAUGGAAACAGCAGCAGUGCUGGAUCUUCUUGUAACUCACCAGCGAAAGUCAGCACUACCACCGACUCUCCGGUGUCACCUGCCCAAGCGGCCUCUCCUUUUAUUCCAGUAGAUGAACUUUCAUCUAAGUGACUCACCCUCCCAUGCUAGAGACUCGGUUGUUUUUUGUUUGUUUGUUUUGUUUUGUUUUGUUUUGCAAUGGAGAGAAAAAUCAAGUUGGAACAAGCACUGAACUUUGUCGAUUAAUUUGAGUCUAUUUCCUAUUUGACCCUUUCCCUUUUUUGGAAUUUACUGAACUGUUGAUAUUCUAGAGAACUUUUAUGUCAGGUUCCUGCGGAUGCCCUUGAAUUCAGUGUAGUAAUAUUUUCAGACGUUUUCCCAAUAAGUGUGUUGAAGCAUACAUCUUUACGCUGCUAAUAUGUCUAAAUACAUAUGUUAUCCCUUGAUUUUUUAAAAAAUAAUUGAGAGCUCUAUUUAUUUAUGGGAUUAUUAAGUUCUGAUGCAAAUAUAAAUGUUGAAUUAAUCAGUGUAGUAAACUGAUGUUUUAAAAUUCCAUACUUCAUG